Molecule: messenger RNA, 1780 nt
Organism: Drosophila navojoa
Lineage: Eukaryota; Metazoa; Arthropoda; Insecta; Diptera; Drosophilidae
Gene: Ssadh
Product: succinic semialdehyde dehydrogenase
Biological process (GO): GABA catabolic process
Cellular component (GO): mitochondrion
Molecular function (GO): succinate-semialdehyde dehydrogenase (NAD+) activity
Source: RefSeq, a predicted model, not a curated record
AACAUCCUUCAUCUACAUUCAGCUGUUCUCGUCCAUCGCUGCAAUCAAAAUCAAUUGAGACUAAUCAAGACGACCGAUAGAUUCACAAAGAGAAUAAAAGGUGGAAAGCUAUCUGGUAAUUAGACCUAAGCUUUACCAGUCGUAUAAGCAGGCAAAAACGUAAGAAACAUGUUCCGAAGGCUUAGUUCUUUGAAGGUCAGCAGAAUGCGCGGUUUCUCGGCGCUGGUGCAGACCAAAGCGCUGGUAAAUGGCAAUUGGAUCGAUUCGAGCAACAGACAAACAUUUGAGGUGAAAAAUCCAGCCAAUGGAGAGGUGAUUGGCAAUGUACCCGACAUGACAGUGGAGGAUGCACAGCAGGCCAUUGAUGCCGCUAAGCAAGCGUAUGAGUCCAAGGAGUGGCGUGCAUUAACAGCUAAGGAUCGGUCAAAUAUGCUCAAAAAAUGGCACAGCCUCAUCGAGGAGCAUGCCCAGGAAAUCGCCGAAAUCAUGACAGCCGAGUCUGGCAAGCCAAUCAAUGAGUCCAAGGGCGAGGUCGUCUAUGGUAAUGCGUUUGUCGAGUGGUUUGCCGAGGAAGCCCGUCGCAUCUAUGGCGAAAUUGUGCCCAGUGGACAGCCAAAUCGCGAGGUGAUUGUUAUGAAGCAGCCCAUAGGCGUGGCGGCGCUGAUAACACCCUGGAACUUCCCAUUGGCUAUGAUAACGCGCAAGGCAGGAGCUGCUUUGGCCGCCGGCUGCACUGUGGUCGUCAAGCCAUCGGAGGAUACGCCACUGACAGCGCUUGCUGUGGCCAAACUGGCCGAACAGGCGGGCAUUCCUAAGGGUGUGAUCAAUGUGGUGACCACCAAGAAGGCCGCACCAAUCGGUGAACUAUUCUGCAAGAGUCCCGAUGUGCGUGGCAUUAGCUUCACCGGCUCUACCCAGGUGGGCAAGCUGCUCUUCCGCAAUAGCGCCGAUGGGAUUAAGCGUGUGUGCUUGGAGCUGGGCGGUAAUGCACCGUUCAUAGUCUUCGAUUCGGCCAAUGUGGACAAGGCAGUGGAUGGCGCCAUGGCAUCCAAGUUCCGUAACUGCGGGCAAACCUGUGUCUCGGCAAAUCGUUUCUUUGUGCAGGAGGGCGUCUAUGAUAAGUUUGUGACAAAGCUGAAGGAACGCGUCGAGGCGCUCAAGAUUGGCGAUGGCAAGUGCGGCGAUGUACAAAUCGGUCCGCUGAUCAAUCAGAUGCAGUACGACAAGGUCAGCGGUUUUGUGGAGGAUGCGCGCAACAAGAAGGCCAACAUCAUAGUAGGUGGCAAGGGGCUGCAGGAGGUGGGCGAUCUCUUCUAUGCACCCACAAUAGUCACGGAUGUGCCCACGUCGGCGCAUAUCUAUACCGAAGAGGUCUUUGGACCCGUGGUGUCUAUCAUCAAAUUCAAGGACGAGGCGGAGGCAGUACAAAAGGCAAACGAUACGAAGCGUGGGCUGGCAGGCUAUUUCUACAGUGAGAACCUGCAACAGGUGUUCCGUGUGGCCAAGCGGCUGGAGGUAGGCAUGGUGGGUGUAAAUGAAGGCAUCAUCUCCGCACCAGAGGCGCCGUUUGGUGGUGUCAAGGAGUCGGGCGUGGGACGUGAAGGAUCCAGUCAUGGCAUCGACGACUACGUUGAUAUCAAGUACAUAUGCAUGGGAAAUUUAAAAUAUGACUAAAAUUCCCAUUACGCACGUGCUAUAGCUUUAAAAUUCAGUCUUCCACAAAAACGCUUGUAUGUUGUAAAUUCCAAUUAAAAUUAUUAUAUAAAUGUGCACAAGAAAA